CAAUGAGCUGUUGGAGGAGAUCACAUAUAACUUAUGACAUAAUCGAUGAUACCCAACAAGAAGUGAAGUUUCUUGCGUGCAUGCCGAAAACUCUUCACAGAACUACAACUGAAUGCCAAUAAAGCGCCCAAAGUGUGACUAGCACCAUAACUCAGAAGAGAUUUCUUGUUUUCUCAACCAUAUCCAAAGAUCAAGUUCAUUCUCCAUCUCGCUCCCUGUUCAUCCUAGGGAAUCCAUAAAUAUCAACCUCCUAGACAACAGCUGAAACAGGAGAGAAACAAAUCCAGUUAGACAUUGCACUUUCACCAUAAAGAAGGGUUAAGACUCCUCGCCAUCUUUGCCUUCUUAGUUGUAGCAUUUCCUCGGAGAAUCACAAAAAGAAAGAGCCAUGGUGAUGGAGCAGAAGCAACAAAACCUGGAGUGGGCUGAAGCACAGCAGAUAGUCACAAGCACAGACCUCGUGGCGGGUGCUAAGCAACAACUAAAGUUUCUAGCAGCAGUAGAUAGGAAUCGGCAUCUCUACGGCGGCCCAGUGUUGGACCAUGCCAUUUGUCGAUACAAGCAUUGCUGGCUUCCCCUGCUCGCCAAGCACUUAGAUUCUCCGAUUUCUGAAGGACCCCUGGUGGUGCCUUUUGACUGCGAAUGGAUAUGGCACUGUCAUAGGCUUAACCCGGUGCAGUAUAAGAUCGACUGUCGGGAAUUGUAUGGGAGCAUUUUGGACAACUGGAAUGUUUUAUCUUCUGUCCAAGGAACCUGCGCUAAACAAACUGAAGCAAUCUGGAACAGAAUGUAUCCAAGUGAACCUUAUGAACUCAACAUUAAUGGCAACCUGUCAAAGAGUGGAGCUGGAAAUACCAUGGGAGCUCCAAGAGACAGUGAUUAUGACUUAGUUGCAGCUGUCAAGAGGCAGAGUUCUUUCUUUUACCAGGUGUCCCGUCCCUAUAUGAACGACGAUGUACUUCUUAAAGAAGCCGUGGCCAGAUACAAGGCUUUUCUCUAUCUGAUCAAGAGAAACAGAGAAAAGGCAAACGAAUGCUUUUGUGUCCCGACAUACGACAUUGACCUCAUCUGGCACGCUCACCAGUUAAACCCCGCUUCAUACUGUAGAGAUACAGUGGCAAUCAUCGGGAAGGUGUUAGGACAUGAUGAUACUGAUUCUAAUCGAACUGAGGGUGGGAAGCUCAAUGCGGGGUUUUUGCAAACCACAAAGUUGUGGGAAGAGACAUUUGGUAUGAGCUAUUGGAAGGCAGGAGCAAUGCAUAGAGGCAGCGCUCCAUCUCCACCGACAAUAACUCCUACUCAGCUGAAUACAGUGGCCAAGAAGGCGGUUUCAUCCGGCGGGAUUCAGAAUACCAUUCUACUUCCCCAAAAAAAGCUAGUAGAGGUCAUGGUGGAGAUUGCAGCAAUCAAAGACUUACCAGUUAGGCAUCAAGGCAAUCUCUUUGUAACCUUAAGAAAAGCUGAGCCAGAUGUGCACUUCAACACUAAAACAAGACUAAGCAUACAGUCUGAAUCAGGGUACAAACAGGUCGCUAGCUUUCACUGUGAACUUGAAGGAGAGCUCGUUUUUGAACUCAUGCGUUAUACAACUUACACUAAAUCAGAAACACUGCUGGGGAGAACUUCUGUCUCUUUGACCAAACUGUUGGAGCCUGGAUCUCCCCUCUGGAUGGACGAUUGGUUUGAGCUCCUAACAGACUCGGAGAAUUUGGAUUCCAGCCCCAUCAGCAUCCGUAUCGCCAUGUCUUUCACUCCUCCGGUUCCAAUGGAAUACAUGUUACAAAUGAUUCCUGCCUAUCCAUCAAUGAAAAGUGCUCGCUUCCUGCCACUUCUCAGGAGGACUAAUCUUGACAGAAGCUGGACAGUUAUCCUACAAGAGGAAGGCAAGGAAAUCAUCAACAUGCAGAUGAGGGAUUCCAAAGUAGUUGUGGCAGACAAAAAUCGGCUUCCAAGAGAGCUGAUUAGAACAGCAGGAGAUGGGAAAGCAUAUCUACUUGCAGAAUUACAAGGAACAGGAUGGUCUCUGAUGAACUCAAAAUGGUUCUUUUGCCUAGAAAGAGAUUCCUCAGGAGACAGCCAUGUUUUUAAGCUCACGGGUGAUAGACAAGUCAUUAUAUAUCCUGGGAAAAAGCUAGAAUAUGAGGUUAGGAACUGUUGUGAGAAGGAAGAUGAACAAGGAUUCAUGACAGCAGUGGAAUAUUCAGAAGCAUAUCCCUAUGGGAAGUUGGUGGCAUUGCUCAAUUUGAAAUGUGGCAUAGUGAAGGUGAAAGAAGAUUGGAUGGUACUGCCCGCAGUAAUAUCAGCAUUCAUACUGUCAAAUAUGCUGCAACACAAUAUGAAGAACAAAGAUAAUGGGGAAUGGAUGGAUGAUGCUCUGGAUACAAGUGUUUGCAACAAGGAAGAAAACAGAAAAGAGGCGGAAGGCAAAUAUUCGAGCGACGUUUAUGCAGAUAAUUACCAAUUUUUGGCGACCCCCAUCAUGUUUUCAAAUUGUGUCGAUGCAGUUGAUGUGCAGGAACGAAUAGAAACACGAGUGAGUUUUAGUGGCAGCAAUGAAGGUGGCCCUGGUGCAAAUAACCACAAUGGUUCCUCGGCAGAAAUGGUGGCUGGUGGUGCAUGCAGCAGUUGCGGUGGCGGUUGUAGCGGCGGUUGCAGUGGCUGCAGAGGGGGGAGCUGCAGGGGAGGUGGCUGUGGUGGAGGCGGCGGUUGCAGCAGCCGUUGCAGUGGAGGUCGCUAGAAGGGAUAUAUGAUUGAUGUUGAAGUCUAAACUAAUAGUAUGUCAUGUCAAUUUCUGGUCCUGGCAGUGCAUAUUACUCAGCCUGAAUUAUAUAGUUCGUUUCGAGUAUUGAGACAUUUUCAAACAUGAUAAUAAUGUUACUGGUGUUGCA
Eucalyptus grandis is the source of this 2888-nucleotide messenger RNA. Its product is annotated as glycine-rich domain-containing protein 2. The record is from RefSeq and is a predicted model, not a curated record. The coding region runs from base 389 to 2737 and encodes 782 amino acids. NCBI's taxonomy places the organism in Eukaryota, Viridiplantae, Streptophyta, Magnoliopsida, Myrtales, Myrtaceae. The transcript is spliced from 9 exons.